Patella vulgata (common limpet) is the source of this 2972-nucleotide messenger RNA. Its product is annotated as max-like protein X. The record is from RefSeq and is a predicted model, not a curated record. Bases 161 to 886 code for a protein of 241 amino acids. Gene Ontology annotation, cellular component: nucleus. Lineage: Eukaryota; Metazoa; Mollusca; Gastropoda; Patellidae. Gene Ontology annotation, biological process: regulation of transcription by RNA polymerase II. Gene Ontology annotation, molecular function: protein dimerization activity; RNA polymerase II cis-regulatory region sequence-specific DNA binding; DNA-binding transcription factor activity, RNA polymerase II-specific. The transcript is spliced from 9 exons.
GAAACUAUUGCCCCUUUGGCUUUCCGUAGUACGGAAGCCACCAAGGAGUUAUCCUAUUAUAUUUACCGUAAGGUGUCAGGGAUUACAACAUGGCAGACGGAGUAGCCUACAACUUUUAAUAGAAUGAAAAUUAUAUUUUACUAAACGGCCCGUUAAAAGUAUGGCAGAAGGAUACAGUGAAGCUUUUGAGGUAUUAGAGGGUGGUAGUGAAUUAAAACUAGAAACAAGUCCGACACCUACUAAUAGUGGUAGAUUCAGUUUUUCACGUACAAGUAGUACUGGUUCUAAUGCUGCCGGUUGUGCCUCUUCAGCAUCAUCUGCUCAAAAUACAGAUGAUGAAGACAGUGAUAAACCAGCCAUGUCAUAUAAAGAUAAAAGACGUGAAGCUCAUACUGUAGCUGAACAGAAAAGACGUGAUAAUAUUAAGAGAGGAUAUGAUGAGCUGCAGUGUAUUGUACCAACUUGUCAUCAAGCAGAUGGUUUGAGUGGACAGAAAAUGAGUAAAGCUAAUGUUUUACAGAGAUCCAUUGAAUACAUGCAGUAUUUAGUAAAACAAAAGUCAAAGCAAGAAGAUGAUUUGGAUUCUCUAAGAAAAGAAGUAAUGGCAUUAAAGAUCAUGAAAGCAAACUAUGAGCAUAUUGUUAAAACUCACCAAAAUACACCUGUUCACGGUCAAAAUCAGGUUCCUGAUGAGGUUAAGUUUCAAGUGUUUCAACAAGUUAUGGAUACGUUGUUCCAAUCAUUUAAUGCUAAUAUAUCUGUAGCUAAUUUUGCUGAACUAUCAGCUUGUGUCUUCAGUUGGCUUGAAGAAUACUGUAAACCCAAGAGUUUGCAGGAAGUGGUACUUGGUAUUUUGCGACAACUGAACACAACAUUAAAUCAUUGAUGAAACCAGUUUUGUUUUAGUAUCAGUAUCAUACGUUAUCGAUUAUUGUUUUGUACUGUAAAAAGAGGUUGUUAGUCCAAACAGAAUAUUUGUUGUUCUUUAACAAAAGGUCAGAAAAUGAAGAAUAUGAUUACAUGUAUAUAUAGCUAAAUGUGUAGAAAAUAUUUUUUUGACGCUUUGUCAUUAUUGGCUAAACCUCACCCUUUUUGGCUUUAUUGUAUAUAAAGUAUAUUUUUGUUACAAUUUUGUAAUAUGUUCAUCACUGCUUUAACAAAUCGUUGGCAAAUGUUGCGUUGAAAAUUGAUUCUAAAAAUGUCUUGUGAAAAAGUUUUCAUGAUAAUCCUAUAUGAAAGCUACUUAUAUAUCCUAACUUUCUUUGAAUUUCUUGUCAGAUGGUUCAAUGUUAUUAUAACAUGAAUAUUAUCAUUUUAAAAGCUGCCUCUGAUGUUUUGAUAUCUCUUUAUUGUCGAUUUGAUCAUGUUAAUGUAUAUCUCUUAUGAUUAUACAUCUUGUUUAUGCUUUGCCUGCUUUUGUAAUUAUAUUAUAGACAGUUAUAGAGAAAUUAUCAGUUUUCACAAGCAAAUAUAUCAUAUAAUUUAAUACAAAUUAAACUGAUAUUAAUUUGAACGCUCGCCAUCUUAAAGCAGAAGACCAAAUUUUGAAGGAACAUCUGCUGAAUCACUAUGUUGAUGACUCAUACCGUAUUUUUCGGUGUAUUAGGCGCACUUUUUUUACCAGAUAUUUUUAUUUAUAAAAGGUGUUUGCCUAAUACAUAGUAUUAAGGAAAUCUAGGCUUUUCUCUGUGUCAACUUCGAAGUCUGAAGUUGAUGAUGUCGACAUUUUUUGUGCGAUAAAGAUGGCAGCCAUUUCAGCUACUGCUAUUUGUAUACUGUUAGCCAUAAAUAACAAUGUUGUUAACACCAUAUGCCGAAGGGGGGUUGGAUGGCUGAAUGGUUAGCGUGCGCGCGCUGUAUCAUAAAGUCUGUCAUUGAGUCGACUGGUGUGGUUUCGAAUCCCCGGUUGUACGUGAUAAGGAGUAGGGUCGCCUGUCCAACCUCGUGGGUUUUCUCCGGGUCCUCCGGUUUCCUCCCACUGCUAAAGACCCCUAUGCGCAAGCGAAUUAUUGAAAUAAAAUUAUACCAUAUGUUAGUCCCGAAAUGACCUAGUUUGUGUCGAGUGGACGUUAAACCCAUUUCUCUCUCUCUCUCUCUCCAUAUGCCGAUUCAUCGUUAAUGGUGUUUAAAAUAUAUGCAAAGUUAUCAUUAAUAUUUCUGUUAUCCCUACGUAAUUGAUGACAUAUAUUUCUGCUAUUCCAUAUAAUGUGUACCAGUGUUAGCCAUUACAGGCAAUCCAAACAGUGUCCCGUUCAAUGGUGUUGUCAGUUGCAGGUGGAUUUAAGUCACGUAUGGUAUGGCACAUGUUUCACAAGGUGCUGGAGAAGGGUGUGCUUAAACCAUGCACUUUUAUUUUUUCCCGAAACACUCUGCUAAAUUUGCCCUGCGCCUUAUACCCCGAAAAAUACUGAAUUUUAAGAUACAUGUAUGUAUGUAUAGCUUAGUAAUGAAAUUGCAGGCCUGAUAUAAAUUUUGCAAAAAAUCUAAUUUUUGAUAACCCUGGUGUAAUUCUUUAGUCAAAUCACAGAAAAUCAAAAAUUACCUUUUGGUUGACCAGUCAAGAUCCCCAAACUCUUAUAAAUGCCUCUUAAAGUGCAUAUGUUCACUUUCUAUAGUAUUCAUUUAUAUCAGAUACUUUUAUCCCUAAAUAUGAUGUUAGAUAUAAUUUCAUUCUUUGUGUUCUACUAUUAUAAGAUCAUCUCCCAAAACCAAUUCGAUGGUAAUUACAAUAUUGCUUUUAUUUAACUCUUGCCAUUACCAAUAAUUCAUUAAAAAUUGUUUUAUAUAUUAUAUUUUAUAAUAUUAAUCAUGUCAUACACCUUAUGUUUACCUAUAGAUAUUAAUAAUAUCUGUAUUACCAUUAUUCAUUGUAAUAAUUAUAAUUUGGAAACAGUAUUUUCUCUUAUAAAAUAUAGUAAACUGUCAUAUUUGUUUUUGGAGUUCUAAACUAAUAAAUGAUUAACCCAGUCAAA